Molecule: messenger RNA, 1173 nt
Organism: Tripterygium wilfordii
Lineage: Eukaryota; Viridiplantae; Streptophyta; Magnoliopsida; Celastrales; Celastraceae
Exons: 5
Coding region: 1-1173 (390 amino acids)
Source: RefSeq, a predicted model, not a curated record
AUGGACGCAUACGAUUUCAUAUGGAUCAUUAAGAGCAGCUCCAACGGUACCCUCAAAUUAGAGAAAAUACCAUUUUGGGGGACCACUUUUGAUUUUGAUUGCUCCAACCGGUCCCUCAUAUUCACCCGCAAAAUAAGGAAACUCUCACAUCUUGAUCAAAGUUGGGGAGACUCCACUCUCCCUCAAAACAUUAAAAAUUAUUAUUUUCUCUUUCCUUCAUAUUUUCUCUCCAUCUUCGCGCGACCUUGCUCCUCUCCUGACCUAGAUCGGCACCACCACUUAGAUCGGCACCAUCAAAGCUUUCGUAACUAUCGCCUGCCUCUGCGCUUUCCUCCUCUCUCCCAUCACCUUGAAGCAUUUGACCAGUCUUCCCAUGCCAUUUAUGUGAUCUUUAUGACUGUAUCUGAUGUUGCUUCUGAUGAUUUGUGUCUUCCCCUGCAUUUUAUACGAUCGAUGGAUUCGCAAAACAGUUCAUACUUCACCAGCCUAUUAAGUGGAGGAUCAAGUACCGAUGAUCCCUUGUUUACCCAAGAUUAUGGUGACGUUAAUGAGUAUAGUCCCAAUGUGCCUCAAGUCACCAAUACCCCUUCCAAUACCUCUUCCAUUGCUAGGAAGAAUCAACGGGGAUCCAACUUUGCUAUAGAUGAUGAUAUGAUGCUCAUUUCGGCGUACUUAAAUAUUUGCUUAGAUCCGGUGAUUGGAAACCAACAAAAGUUAGGAGCAUAUUGGGAAAGGAUUGAAAAAUACUUCAAUGAAAACAAGGAAAGUGAGAAUAUAUUCCGAACCAAAGGUUCACUGCAACAUCGGUGGGAUAAAAUACAAAGAGAGGUUAAUAAGUUCUGUGGACAUUAUGCAAAAAUUGAAGGAAGACAACAAAGUGGAUAUACUGAUCAAGACAAGUUGACAAAAAGAGAAACUCGUUUUGAGAGAGCAUACACGCAACAACAAGAGUUGAUUGAUAUUGAGAAGAUGAAGUACACGCAACAACGAGAUUUGAUUGAUAUUGAGAAGCAAAAGUAUAUGCAAAAACAAGAAAUGAUUGAUAUUGAGAAGAAUAAGGAAGAGGAGAGAAUCAUGACUACUAACACUACUGAUAUGCCUCCAAGUUUAGCAAAAUACUAUGAGAGUCGCAAGGCAGAGAUAUUAGCUAAACGAGCUUUGAGUGAGUGUUGA